UCUCUCUCUCUCUCUCUCGCUCUGUCUCUCCUCACAGGGACAGACAUGGCUGACGGAGUUCGUGAGGAGAGAUACGGGUAAUUUUGUAUAUUUCACCGCUUAGAGAUUUGAGAGCUGUAUGCUUCUGAUGGAUAUGAAGGCGACGGUGUUCGUAGGCGUAAUUUACAGGUUAAAUUGUUCGGGAGGGGAGAGGCUCUGAUGCUGGCAGCACCAUCACUGUGAAAUAAACGACAAACUCUUUGGCAGAAGCCAGCAGAUACACCAAAGCCAUCAAAAUGUCUAAAAGCAAGAGCUCUGAAUCUGUUAAGGUAGUGGUGCGUUGUCGCCCCAUGAAUGAGAAAGAGCGAGCCGCCAACUUCGAGCGGGUGGUCUCAGUGGAUGUGAAGUUAGGCCAAGUGGCUGUGCGCAACUUUCGAGGAGCGUCCUCUCAUGAUCACCCCAAAGUGUUCACCUUUGAUUCUGUCUAUGACUGGAAUUCAAAGCAGAUGGAGCUCUACGAUGAGACUUUCCGGCCAUUGGUGGACUCUGUACUUUUUGGCUUCAAUGGGACCAUCUUUGCAUACGGCCAGACAGGCACCGGAAAGACUUACACGAUGGAAGGGGUACGAAACGACCCCGACAGGAGGGGUGUCAUCCCCAACUCCUUUGAACACAUUUUCACGCACAUCUCCCGCUCUCAGAACCAGCAGUACUUGGUCAGGGCUUCAUACUUGGAGAUUUAUCAAGAAGAGAUCAGGGACCUUUUAUCGAAGGACCAGUCGCGCCGUUUGGAGCUCAAAGAGAGACCGGAUACAGGCGUCUAUGUUAAAGACCUCUCUUCGUUUGUCACUAAAAGUGUUCGUGAGAUUGAGCAUGUGAUGAACGUGGGGAACCAGAACCGCUCAGUUGGUGCAACUAACAUGAACGAGCACAGCUCUCGCUCUCACGCGAUCUUCGUCAUAACCAUUGAGUGCAGUGAGUUGGGUCCUGAUGGAGAAAACCACAUUCGGGUUGGGAAACUCAACCUCGUUGACCUGGCAGGAAGUGAAAGACAGACCAAAACUGGUGCUCAAGGCGAGCGCUUGAAAGAGGCCACCAAAAUCAAUCUUUCUUUGUCAGCUUUGGGUAACGUCAUCUCAGCGCUGGUGGACGGGCGAAGCACCCACAUCCCGUAUCGUGACUCUAAACUUACAAGACUGCUUCAGGAUUCCUUGGGUGGAAAUGCCCGGACCGUUAUGGUGGCCAACAUUGGACCUGCUUCCUACAAUUUGGAAGAGACUCUGACUACUCUACGCUAUGCAAAUCGCGCCAAAAACAUCAAGAACAAACCCCGCGUCAACGAAGACCCCAAGGACGCUCUGCUUCGGGAGUUUCAGGAGGAGAUUGCCCGCUUGAAAGAACAGUUGGAGAAAAGGUCUGGCAGGAAGAGGAGAAAAAGGAGGAGGAGGAGGGUUGGAGAAGGAGGAGAGGAGUUAGAAGAUGGGGAAGAGGAUGAGGAGGAGGAUGACGAUGAAGACGAAGGAGUGGAUGCGGAUAAGAACAACGCGGAUUAUUGGCGUGAGCAACAGGAGAAGCUGGAGAAGGAGAGGAAGGCCAUCAUGGAGGAUCAUAGCCUGGUGGCGGAGGAGAAACAGCGGCUGCUGAAAGAGAAGGAGAGGAAGAUGGAUGAUCUUCACAAAGAGAAGGAGGCUUCAGAGAUGCUGGCGGCCAAAGUUAAGGCCAUGGAGAGCAAGCUGCUGGUGGGAGGCAAGAACAUUGUCGACCACACCAAUGAGCAGCAGAGGAUUCUGGAGCUGAAGAGACAGGAGAUAGCCGAACAGAAAAGGCGUGAAAGGGAAAUGCAGCAGGAGAUGGAGUGUCGUGACGAAGAGACACUGGAACUGAAAGAGACGUACAGCUCACUGCAGCAGGAAGUUGACAUUAAGACCAAGAAACUCAAAAAGCUCUUUUCCAAGCUUCAGUCUGUGAAGGCGGAGAUUCAGGACGCCCAGGAUGAACACGUCAAAUACAGGCAGGAGCUGGAGCAGACGCAAAAUGAGCUGACCAGAGAACUCAAACUCAAACAUUUGAUCAUAGAGAACUUCAUCCCACUGGAGGAGAAGAACAAGAUUGUGACAAGAGCCACUUUUGAUGAAGAAGACGACCUUUGGAAAAUUACCCCCAUCACCCGUAUUCAAAAUGAUCAGCAGAUGAUGAAAAGGCCUGUUUCUGCAGUGGGCUACAGACGGCCUCUGAGUCAGCACGCCCGUAUGGCCAUGUUAAUGCGGCCUGAUGUCAGAUACAAGGCUGAGAAUAUCUUGCUGCUCGAGUUAGACCUUCCCACCCGGACCACAAAAGACUACGAGGGGCCGGUGAUCGCGCCUAAAGUGGCUGCGGCUCUGGAGGACGCUCUGAGGGAGGAGGACGAGAUCCAGGUGGACGCCUCUGGUCUUCGUGCCAGCCUGGGCUCCAGUCCAGGCCUCAGUGCCUCAGCUGCUGGGUUUUCCAAGAAACCAAAGUCAGGCCGCCCAAAAACUGGCAAGAAGGUGAGCACUCCAACUUCAGCUCACAGCCCUUUGUCCGGUUUAGGGUCCCCUCUUUACCCGCAGUCCCGAGGCCUUGUGCCUAAAUGACACUGGCCCUCUGUGAAAACCUUCACUGCUCCAUAUAAACUGACUCACUUUAGCAUUAAAGUUGUCAGUUUUUAAACACAGGUGGAACAUCUUGGUGUGGUAUUUGAACCCACCAGUCGGCCCUCAAGCUACCUUGUUUUUAGAUGUCGCUUCAACGUCCUGUUCAUAGCACCUAAAAAAAAAUCACAUUUGGCAAGCUUUAAAGUCUUAAAGCUCACUGCAAGAUAAAGUUCCACAGAUUUAGUUUGCACUAAAGCAAGAUGUUACAUGUUUUUUGUGUGCGUGUGAGGUCAUUGAGACAGCAGAUGGUCUCGCCAUUGACUGUACGUGUAGUUACAUCAUUGUGGGGAUGUUUUUGUCUGUGUCCAGUUUUAGGAUUAACAAAUUUCUCACAUAAAGUAGCUGGAGAUGAGAUUUAUGCUGGUUUGGGCCACAAAAAGCACUGUAUUGUUGUUGUUUGACGAGAGAGUAAGCACAUUACGUCAUUGGCUAAGACCCAAAACAACCUCUAAGCCUUUCUCGAAGACUCUUUUGAGUCGCUUGGGUUGGGGGAAGGGCCCAGAAACAGACUCUUGAUUUGGGCUGUCAUCGCAGUCAGUGCUGUAUCCAGUUGGGAGUUUAACGGUCAUCACAUACUAAAAAUAUCAGGGUUCCAAGGUGCCUUAGAUUCUCUUUACAUACAGAAGUUUGGUCUGAGAAUCCCUUGACCUGAUAGCUGGACAGUAGAACGUGCAAUCCACAAAAACCCCAGUGGAUGGUUCCUGAAUGCUUUGAAUUACACUAUAAGCCUGUUGUGUUGGGCAGGCUUGUAUUUAAUGUUCAAAUGUUCAAAGGGACAGUUGACCCAAAAAUGAAAAUUAUGUCAUUAAUUAUUCAGCCUCAUGUCAUUCCAAACCUGUAAGACCUUUGUUCAUCUUCAAAACACAGAUUAAGAUAUUUUUGAUGAAAUCCAAAAGCUUUCUGACCCUGCAUAGACAGCAACACAACUACAAUGUUCAAGGCCCAGAAAGGUAGUAAAGACAUUGUUGAAAUAGUCCGUGUGACAUUAGUGGUUUAACUGUAAUGUAGCUAUGAGAAUACUUUUUGUGCACAAAGAAAACAAAAAUAACGACUUUGUUCAACAAUUUUUUCUCUUCCAUGUUCAUGAGAAUACCACAAUGCAUAAAAUCGUUAUUUUGCUUUCUUUGCACACAAAAAAGAUUCUUGUUGCUUCAUACAGUUGAGGUCAAAAGUUUACAUCCCCCUUUCAGAAUCUGCAAAAUUGUUGUUUUACCAAAAUAAGAGGGAUCAUACAAAAUGCAUGUUAUUGUUUAUUUACAACUGACCUGAAUAUGAUAUUUCACUUAAAAGAUGUUUACAUAUAGUCCACAAGAGAAAAUAAUAGCUGAAUGUAUAAGAAUGACCCCGUUCAAAAGUUUACAUACACUUGAUUUUUAAUACUGUGUUCUUACCUGUGUGAUCCACAGCUGUGUUUUUUGUUUGUUUUUUGUUUAGUGAUAGUUAUUCAUGAGUCCCUUAUUUGUCUUGAACAGAGAAGUCCUUUGGGACCUACAGAUUCUUGAUUUAUUAGCAUUUUUGUGUAUUUGAACCCUUUCCAGCAAUGACUAUAUAAUUUUGAGAUCCAUUUUUUCACACCAAGGACAACUGAGGGACUCAUAUGCAGCUAUUACAGAAAGUUCAAACGCUCACUGAUGCUCCAGGAGGAAAAACGGUGCAUUAAGAGCCGGGGGUGAAAACUUUUGAACCGAAUGAAGAUGUAUACCUUUUUUUUUUUUCUUUCAUAUUUUUAAAUUUAGUACUGCCCUUCCGAGGCUACAGAAGAUUACGUGUUUCUCAGAAGACAAAAUAAGUUAAAUUUGCUCUGUUCUUCAAAUUCAAAAAGUUUUUACCCUCCAGCUCUGAUGCGUUGUGCUUCUUUCUGAAGCAUCAGUGAGUGUUUGAACCUUCUGUAAUAGUUGCUUAUGAGUCCCUUAGUUGUCCCUUAGUGUGAAAAGAUGGAUCUCAAAAUCACACAGUCAAUGUUGGAAAGGGUUCAAAUACACAGAAAUGCUGUAAAACCAAUGAAUUUGUGAGACCUAAAUGAUUUUUCUGAAGAACAGCGGGCAGUUUAACUGUUCAAGACAAACAAAGGACUCAUGAACAACUAUCACUAAAAUAUAAACAAACAAACACAGCUGUGGAUCAUUCAGGUGCUGGGAAUCAAGGGGAUGUAAACUUUUGAACGGGGUCAUUUUUAUAAAUUCAACUAUUAUUUUCUCUUGUGGAUUAUAUGUAAAUGUCUUUUAUGUGAAAUACCUUCUUUAGGUCUGUACUAAAUAAAAAAUAACACACAUUUUGUAUGAUCCCUCUUAUUUUUUGUAAAAUAAUUAUUAUUUUGCGGAUUCUAAACUUUUGACCUCAACUGUAUCAUUACAGUUGAACGUAGUAGUUGCGUCGCUGUGUAUGCAGGGUGAUAAAGCUCUCGGAUUUCAUCAAAAAUUUCUUAAUUUGUGUUCCAAAGAUGAACAAAGUUCUUACAGGUUUGGAGCGACAUACAGGUAAGUAAUUAAUAACAGAAAUUUUGUUUUUGGCUGAACUAUCCCUUUAAGUUGGGGAUCUGUAAACAAGAGUUUGACAUGAGUAAGUCUUAUUGAACUGUCAAACCUUGAAGGUAAUACCAUUGCCUGCUGCUACUGUAGGGUUCCUUUACCCCUUGUGUCAUAGCAUACAGUUUAUGUAUAUUGAGACUUGUUAGUAUAAAAAAUCUGCAUUAUCAUUGCAGUUGUAUUAAAAUCGAAAAAAUAAUAAAUGCAGUCUUAGAGUAACAUUUUGAAAGGCUAAGUUAUUACCAUACUAGUCAGUUUUAUAUUCAAGCAAUUGUAGAUAGUUUUUAACAGUGGUAUUUUCUUUGCUUAGAUUUAUAUGGUUUAUUUUUGAAUAUGUAUUAUUUAAAGUUGUGUACAAAGUUAUUUUUGCAUAUGAGAUUUAAGUAUCAUUUUCAUGUGAUUCAUUACGUUCUUUUGUGUUAAGCGGAUUACGUUGUCAUUUAGCAAACGUACAGCUUUUGGAUUGUCAGAAUGUACUGCAAAUCCUGAUGCUGGUCAUUGAGUGUGAAUUAGUUAAUUUAAAUACUGUAUGCAUUAUCUAAUCAAUAUUCAUGCUGCCACUCCUGGCUGUAUUAUUGCAUAAGUCAUUAGUUGACGUCUCGUUACUUUUGAGGUUUUAGCAUGACAUAAAAACAUCUAAAACGUUAUAGGCAAAAUGAAACUGUAUGUCUGCAGUCAAUACUCCACUUUCACCUUCUUCCAUGUGAUGCAUGAGUUCAGUGCUGAUAAACACACUGAAAAAAAUAAAUUUACUGUUCACACAGAUUUUUUUGUACUAAGAUGUUUUUGAAUUUGUAUUUGAGUUUAGAAUGCAAAUGUCCUCAAUGUCUUAACCAUCUUUGAAUUAAAGGAUGAUUAUUAGCUA
Molecule: messenger RNA, 6041 nt
Organism: Labeo rohita (rohu)
Lineage: Eukaryota; Metazoa; Chordata; Actinopteri; Cypriniformes; Cyprinidae
Gene: kif3b
Product: kinesin family member 3B
Exons: 9
Coding region: 276-2591 (771 amino acids)
Biological process (GO): microtubule-based movement
Molecular function (GO): microtubule motor activity; ATP binding; microtubule binding
Source: RefSeq, a predicted model, not a curated record